Meloidogyne enterolobii is the source of this 741-nucleotide messenger RNA. NCBI's taxonomy places the organism in Eukaryota, Metazoa, Nematoda, Chromadorea, Rhabditida, Meloidogynidae. The record is from the annotation of a GenBank genome assembly.
UUUAGGAUGAAACUUGCUAGUUUAUUAAUCGUUUUUAUCUUCAAUGAGAUAUUAUUGACGUUUGUUACAACCGUUCCUACUCGAAAAGCUUUAGCUAGACAUGAUGAAAAUUAUUACACGUCAAAUGAUGUUAAUAAAUCAUUAAAUGAUGGGGCUGAAACGUCUGGCAAUCCUCAAAUUCAAAAAUUUAAAGAAACUUUAACAAAAAAUGACAAAGAUAUGAAUAAUGAUGUGGGCAAGUCUUCUAAGAAAAGUGAAUAUUAUAAAAAAUAUUACCAUGAAAAUAGAGAAAGGAUGUGUGAAAACAAGCGAAAUUACUAUAAAAGGAAUAAAGAAAGGUUAGAAAGUAAUUAUAGGGUUUACCGUCAAAGAAAUAAGGAAAAGAUACAGGAAUACAGGAAAAUGUAUAACAAAAAUAACAGGGAGAAGUUGAAUGAAUACAUGAGAAAAUACCGACAAAAUAAGAAAAACGUUCAAUCUAAUAAUAAUGAAGGAACUUCAUUUGUUAGUCCACAGACUGGUGAUUUUAUUAAUAAAGGUAAAUUACCAAUUGUUUGCGAGGAAGAAGAAAAUCUUUUUAAUAAACGAGAGGAAGAAUUCAAUAAUGACAAAGAUGGGCAAAAACAAAUCGAAGUAGAAGAGCCGAAUAAAAUUCUUGAAGAUGAAACAAAUACAAAUCACAUGGAUUCAAUUAAGAAAACGCUUCCUUUUGAUCUGAACGAGGAACCUGAUAAUGAAUGA